Messenger RNA from Maylandia zebra (zebra mbuna), 3568 nucleotides. RefSeq names its product ribosomal protein S6 kinase a, like (gene rps6kal). The record is from RefSeq and is a predicted model, not a curated record. Gene Ontology annotation, molecular function: magnesium ion binding; protein serine/threonine kinase activity; ATP binding. Gene Ontology annotation, biological process: protein phosphorylation; intracellular signal transduction. NCBI's taxonomy places the organism in Eukaryota, Metazoa, Chordata, Actinopteri, Cichliformes, Cichlidae.
GCUUUCGGCGAGCGUGUGAUCCAGUCAUCAACAUCGACUGUUCCCUGCGCCGACCCUCCAAACCUUUCCUCGGAGCGGCCCGCGGUUCCACAGCCUGCAUCGGCGCAUCGAGGCAGAAAAAAGCCGGACUUCCACAGAGGGUGGUUGGGGGGGAAAGACAUGCAACGUGGAGCGGGGGUCUAGGUGGACUACGAUGCCUUAGACUUGGAGAGGAAUCCUGGUACAAGAUGGAGGUAAACAGCGUUAGUAGUGAGGUCAAUGGGCAUCAGAUCAUGGAUGAGCCCAUGGAGGAGGGAGAGUCUUUCUCACACUGUGAUGAUGGGACAUAUAAGGAGAUUCCUAUCACCCACCAUGUAAAAGAGGGCUGCGAGAAAGCCGAUCCGUCUCAGUUCGAACUGCUAAAAGUCCUCGGCCAGGGCUCUUUCGGCAAGGUGUUUCUUGUCAGGAAGAUCCUGGGUCCAGAUGCUGGUCAGUUAUAUGCAAUGAAAGUUCUAAAAAAGGCAUCUUUGAAAGUCAGGGACAGAGUUCGCACUAAGAUGGAAAGAGACAUUUUAGUGGAAGUCAAUCAUCCCUUCAUAGUGAAAUUGCACUACGCCUUUCAGACAGAAGGGAAACUGUAUUUAAUACUGGACUUUCUCAGGGGAGGGGAUGUAUUCACUCGCUUAUCCAAAGAGGUUAUGUUUACAGAGGAAGAUGUGAAAUUCUACCUUGCAGAGCUGGCCCUGGCCCUUGACCAUCUGCACAACCUGGGCAUAGUUUACAGAGAUCUCAAGCCAGAGAACAUCUUACUUGAUGAAGCUGGACACAUAAAGUUAACAGACUUUGGUUUGAGUAAAGAGUCGGUAGAUGCUGAUAAGAAGGCAUAUUCCUUCUGUGGUACGGUGGAGUAUAUGGCCCCUGAGGUGGUCAACAGGAGAGGACACACGCAGAGUGCAGACUGGUGGUCUCUGGGAGUACUUAUGUUUGAAAUGCUCACAGGGACGUUACCAUUCCAAGGGAAAGACCGCAAUGAGACUAUGAACAUGAUUCUCAAAGCUAAGUUGGGAAUGCCCCAGUUCCUUAGUUUGGAAGCCCAGAGUUUGCUGAGAAUGCUGUUUAAACGUAACCCUGCUAACAGGCUAGGGGCCGGGCCCGACGGCGUGGAAGAGAUCAAACGCCAUGCAUUCUUUUCCACCAUCGACUGGAAUAAACUGUACAGGAGAGAGCUCCAGCCCCCGUUCAAGCCCGCAGCAGGUAAACCAGAUGACACGUUCUGCUUUGACCCAGAGUUCACCGCUAAAACGCCGAAAGACUCCCCAGGUAUCCCGCCCAGUGCUAAUGCACACCAGCUCUUCAAAGGCUUCAGUUUUGUUGCGCCGACCCCCAUGGAUGAGAACAAGGGCUCCCCGCUGCUCAGCAUCCUCCCCAUAGUUCAGCUGCACGGAGGCUCAGCCAAGUUCUCCGACAUGUACGAGCUGCAGGAGGACAUCGGGGUCGGCUCCUACUCUAUUUGUAAACGCUGUGUACACCGAGUCUCUGCCAUGGACUAUGCUGUGAAGAUUAUAGACAAAAGUAAGAGGGACCCCUCUGAAGAGAUCGAAAUCCUGAUGCGAUAUGGACAGCACCCCAACAUCAUCACUCUGAAAGACGUGUAUGACGAGGGCAGGUAUGUAUACCUGGUGACGGAGCUGAUGAAGGGAGGGGAGCUGCUGGAUCGAAUCCUCAGGCAGAAGUUUUUCUCCGAGAGAGAAGCAAGUGCUGUUCUUUACACCAUUACAAAGACUGUUGACUACCUCCACUGCCAAGGGGUAGUACACCGAGACCUGAAGCCCAGCAACAUCCUGUACAUGGACGACUCGGGGAAUCCCGACUCCAUCAGGAUCUGUGAUUUUGGAUUCGCUAAACAGCUCCGGGGAGGCAACGGCCUCCUUCUAACCCCCUGUUACACCGCCAACUUUGUGGCACCAGAGGUACUAAUGCGACAAGGUUAUGAUGCAGCCUGUGAUAUAUGGAGCCUUGGAGUCUUGCUGUAUACCAUGUUAGCAGGGUACACACCGUUCGCUAAUGGGCCAAACGACACACCGGAAGAGAUUCUUCUCCGGAUAGGAUCUGGGAAGUUCUCUUUGACGGGUGGCAACUGGGAUACUGUGUCAGACAGCUCGAAGGACUUGCUGUCCCAUAUGCUCCAUGUGGACCCUCACCAGCGAUACACAGCAGAGCAGGUUCUAAAGCAUUCCUGGAUCACGUGCAGAGAUACGCUACCGCACUUCCAGCUCACACGCCAUGAUGCACCGCACCUCGUCAAGGGAGCGAUGGCUGCCACCUAUUCAGCUCUGAGCCAGAAGACGAGUCAGCCAGUGUUGGAGCCUGUGGCGGCAUCCAGUUUAGCCCAGAGACGCAGCAUGAAGAAACUCACCUCAACGGACAUGUAGACCCAUGUUUCUCACCCACCAGUUUUGAUCUCACUCUGUCAGACUCAUACGCAAACAAGAAAAAGCAAAAAGUACGCGCACACCCACAGCCCCAAGUCUUGGCCAGUCAGAACUACUGUCUCCCAGGUUUUCUUUUAAAAAAAAAAAAAAAAAAAUCUAUUUAUUUGAAACACCGGAACAUCUGCAAUCACAGACACACACACACAGGACGAGGUUGCGUUGCAGAAGUCAGCCGAAGACGAACAGAGGAACCUCGUAUCUGUUACUGCUGGGGAGACAGACUUGUAUUUAUUUCCACAGCUUCUCAUAUGCACUUACCCUCCUCGCCUUUCAUUCUUUCUUCCUUUUUAUGUGAGGAAGAAACGCACCAGCUGAUGUUUUCCUUCACUGUGAUUGGCUGAUUAAAAAGCUGCUUUGGUUAAACUGUGCUCCCCCCCCACACACUGCUCUUCAUCUUCGCUCCGCCAUCCUCCUCUCCCCUCAUUUGCUUUUACUUUUUUUUUUUUUUUUUUUUUUUUUUUUUUUUUUUUUUUCAACGUGAAGUAAUGAUUUAUGUGUGAGAGUGCUGGCAAGUUGGUAUUGACUGAGGUACUUUGCAUAACCGUUUCCUUUCUGAGACAAAAAUAAAAAAAUAAAUGUAUUAAAAAAAAUCAGAUACUGCUUGAAGCGGGUUUGAAGGUUCUUCAGAACCAAAAUCACUUCCCAGCACUUUUGGUAACAUAAACGCAUGUGUGGACAGAUCCUGUAUUGCUUUUCCCUUGAAACUCAGUCGGAUUUGUUUUACUUGUGUAUCAAAAGACGUAAACAUGCUGCAGACGGACAAAAGAUACUGUCUCGCUACUGAAGGUGAACCUAUGUGGUAACAAGAAAUCGUUUGCAAAAAUGAUAUAACUAUAUAGAACAUAAUGAAGAUGAAGAGCAUGUGGGGGGGAGCUGUCGGGAUUUCUCUGGGGGGGAUGGGACGCACCCUGUCGAACCAGAGAGGCUGAAUUUAAAAGAAUAAAUAAAUGAAUAACAAAAAAACAUUUCCAAGGAAAUCUCUUCAAAAGACAUUGUGGAAAUUGUAUGAUACUGUAUUUAUUUCAUUUGAUUUUUAAGAUUCUAUUUUUCUUUCAAGUUCUGUAUAUAUUGACAUUAAAGAUCAUUAUUGACAUGCA